Molecule: messenger RNA, 1175 nt
Organism: Jaminaea rosea
Lineage: Eukaryota; Fungi; Basidiomycota; Exobasidiomycetes; Microstromatales
Product: alpha/beta-hydrolase
Exons: 2
Coding region: 151-1050 (299 amino acids)
Biological process (GO): lipid metabolic process
Source: RefSeq, a predicted model, not a curated record
UUGACAGGAAAGCGAUUGGCUUAGCGCCACGACAGCGAGCUCACCACUGGCAUCGCCUCUCCUACCACCUCGAUAGACUGGGAUCCCCACCGCUACCUUGCCUUCGUCCCCUCGACGGGCACUCUCGUCCUCGCUGUAGAGGGCACAGCCAUGAGGCUUCUCUCAGCAUACAAUGACGCCAACUGGACUCCACGCCCCGUACCGGCUUCAUCGCCCGUGGCUGCGACUUUCCGCAAGUACGCCAAGUCUCCCUCACACGUCGCUGCCGUACCCGUCCUGGACGUUUUGCAUGCCCAGGAUGGAGCUUCACGUCCGGCGGACAACACCUUCUCCGGCGUCGCCACGAUCCACACAGGCUUCUACGAUGCAUGGUCGCGAUUGUACCCCUCUGCCCUUUCGGCGAUACGUGCUGCUCUCACUGGUCCGUACAGUGGCAAAGUGAAGAAGAUCCUGGCUACGGGUCACUCACUUGGAUCCGCGAUAGCGAUGGUGGAUGCAAUGGCACUGAGAAGUGACUUGGGGGAGGGAAUACAGAUCGAGAACAUCGUCUACGGGUCGCCGCGCGUCUUCAAUCCGGUAGGAGCGCGAUUGUUUGAAGAAGUGGCGGGAAAUGAACAGGCCGACAUCUACUUCCGCCACAUCCACCACGCAAAUGACAUGGUCACUCACAUGGGUCUAUUCUUGGAAGGCUUUGAACAUCCUUCCUACGAGAUCUUCCUGCCUGACAACUCGACGACUGCCCUCUCCUGCUUAGGUCGGGAGAACAUCAAUUGCUCCCUCGGCCGCGCGAUGGGGGAUCAUUACCGCCAUUUGAACGUGUACGAUCACAGUGGGCCUUACUUGCGGGAGUGGCUGCUAGGCAGGGAGGGAAAGACGGAGCAAUGUUGGCAGGCGAGUGGCUAUGAGCAGAUUGGACUCAAGGUGCCUGGUGCUGGGCUGAAGCACAGCUGGACGGGCAAAGAGGGGAAGGCUUCCGGCCUGCCUGCGGAUCAAGGCCCUGUGGUCUUGGGGAUCCCUGUGAAUGACACCAUCCCCGACUUUCCGCCGUAGUGCUACUCAUUGUCGUCACUAGCAUAGAUGGCCGUUGUUUCUAGUCUUUUAGCAAUACCACAUCGAUGGCAAGCUACUUUGAAGUCGUUUGCUGGGCGCGCCUCUUCUCCACCCGAGUUGGCUUU